AAAGAUCACAGUGAAGACACGGAGGAGCUGCUGGACUUGCCUCCCUUGCUCCUUGUGCCCUGCCAGUGUCCCAGCUUGCUGCCCAGACCCUCACACCCCAGUGUCCCCAAAGACCCCCAAGUGAAGAUUCCGCAGGUCUGGCACACGUCUGGGCACAGCAGACCCCAGAUGGAGCUGGCUCUCCUGCGGCUGCCCCAAACACUGCUGCUGCUGGGGACAGCUGCCCCUGCCGUGUCUGACCUGGAGAUGGCCGACCUGGUGGAGCUGUGUGGGCAGACGUGGCAGGGCGACGGGCUGCUGCUGCGCUCUCACUCGGCCUCGCGCAGGUUCUACUUCGUGGCUCCGGACACCGACUGUGGGCUCUGGGCCACACAUCCAGACUCCCGGCACAGGAGUCAACCAGAGCCUCACCCCAGGCUUCCCCUUUCUACCCCAGGACCUCGUGGUGCCUACUUCCGCUGCCAGAACGGCAGGUGCAUCCCCCCGAGCCUGGUGUGUGACCACUGGGGCCUGGACGACUGUGGAGACAGCAGCGACCAGGGGUCCUGGCCACCAGCCAGCUGUGGAGGUCCCUCUCUGCCACCGGGCCAGGCAGGGGGCAUGGACAUCGACUCCUCCAAGUCCCCGACUCUCUCUGUGGCUCUGGGUUCUGCAGGCCCCCACGGGAGUGCACCGGAGAGGAGUCCCCCAGGAGGCCAGGACCCUGCGCGGCAUGAUGCAGCUGUGGAAGGCCCCCGGCUGCACGGUGUGGCGCUGGCCUCCUCGCUGCUCCUGGCCUCCAUCAGCCUCCUCGUGGGCCUGCUCUGCUGCUGCUGCUCUCCGGGAUGGCCGGCCUGGCUUCUGAGUGCCUGGGGCGUGUGCCUCAGAUGCAGUGCAGCCGGCAACAUCUGCCCCGUGUGUCCUGGCCGGGUGGCCCCUGGGGGGCCCGAGGACGGGGCCCGGCCUUCAGGACCAGGGAGACCGCCCCUAGAGAGGCUGCGGCCCUGGCUGGUGAGAUUGCUGGGCUCGGCUGCCUGGCCCGGGACACUUAACGUUUCCUGCCAGCAUGUGGUGAGGGUUGCAGGAGGCGCAGUGCACACAGUGACCGGUCCUUUGGCAGGCGUGGGCAUCGCUUGGCUGGAUCAGGGGAGAGUGUGGCCUCCACGGGAGGCUCAACUCACACCCAGACCCCAGCAGCAGCUGUGUCCCGUGCCAGCCUGCUCUCCAGGUGCCACUGAGCCAAGCCCCAAAGAGACACAGCAGACUCCUGGCAGGGAUAGCACCGUUUAUUAA
Messenger RNA from Fukomys damarensis (Damara mole-rat), 1272 nucleotides. RefSeq names its product low density lipoprotein receptor class A domain containing 2 (gene Ldlrad2). Bases 169 to 1272 code for a protein of 367 amino acids. The transcript is spliced from 5 exons. The record is from RefSeq and is a predicted model, not a curated record. Gene Ontology annotation, molecular function: protein binding. NCBI's taxonomy places the organism in Eukaryota, Metazoa, Chordata, Mammalia, Rodentia, Bathyergidae.